AUGAAUGAGUUCAAUCCUUCGAUCUGUAACUCUUGGUGGGGAAAAGAUUAUUUUGGCUUUGCUGUUAGAAACUCUGAAGGAAGGUCAGGUGGUUUGGUCUGUGCGUGGAAUGAGGAGGUUUUCCAAGUUUCCAGCAAGUGGGAGAUCAAUGGGGCGGUUAUCGUGAAUGGAAAGUGGAUUAAAGAAGAUAUUGGGUGUUGUUUGAUCAAUGUUUACGCACCUGCUGGUGCCGGGGAGAAAGCUAUUCUCUGGGAUCUUAUCAAAACAAUUGUGGAACAAAAUGAGGAUCGAUGUGUGUGUGUAAUGGGUGACUUCAAUGCCGUUCGGAAACAGGAAGAAAGAGCAGGAGAGGGGGACUCGUUUGGGGCAGCGGAGGCUAGAAAUUUCGACCGUUUUAUCCGUGAUAGUGGCCUCUCGGAAAUCAGAUCUCAAGGACGCAAGUUCACCUGGUUCAAACCGAAUGGUAAGUGCAAAAGUAAACUGGACAGAUUUCUGGUCAACGAAUCUUGGUUACGGCAAUGGGAGGGGACGUUUGGACGUGGUCUUCAACGAACCAUUUCCGAUCACUGCCCCAUUCUUCUGAUGUCAAAAACGGAAGAUUGGGGACCACGUCCGUUCCGCUUUCUCAACGUGUGGAUGUCUCACCCGGAGUUUGAACAAAAGGUCAAAGAAGUGUAG
Messenger RNA from Salvia miltiorrhiza (redroot sage), 678 nucleotides. RefSeq lists its product as uncharacterized. Gene Ontology annotation, molecular function: catalytic activity. The transcript has a single exon. NCBI's taxonomy places the organism in Eukaryota, Viridiplantae, Streptophyta, Magnoliopsida, Lamiales, Lamiaceae. Bases 1 to 678 code for a protein of 225 amino acids. The record is from RefSeq and is a predicted model, not a curated record.